UUGCCCCGAGGAAAGGCCGCCAAUUGGUCUCGAAACGUCUGCGUCGGAAGACGUUCGGUUUGGCUGAGUCGCGGGUUUUUUUUUCUAAUUCAACUGAAAUUCAAGUGCCAUCCCAAGAUGGCAAGCCUAAACUCCAAAUCUAGGAAAUAAUUUUUUUCCCCGGGCAAACUCGUAGAAAACAACGGCUUACACCGGAAUAACAGAAGUUUUCAACUAUCCUUCGUCCUAUCCUAAAAGAAAGCAGCGAAAACUGGAAAUAAAAUUCUAUCCAGGGUUUUCUUGAGCCAAAGGAUAACUUCAAGUGACUUUUGGUCGUAAAAAUAGGAUAAACUGGAAGUCGCUUCUUCUCGGGAAUAUCGAACCAAGUUUUGAAGGUUGAAAACCCAAUUUUGGAAGGUGCAAUUUCCGUACCACGCCGCCGGAACAUCGGGAUUUUCUCCUGGUGAAACCGAAGGGAUAUAUUCAAAGUUCAGUUGGAGCUUAACGGCGGAUAGGAAAAACCAAACGGAACGAUGAAUGUUCAACCGACCAAAUACACCGGCCUGGUGGCCGACCUGCUGCCCAACAUCCGGUUGAUGCAGGGAUUCGGUCACUUCCUGUUCCGCUAUGUCACUGGGCCAAUCUUCAUCCGCAAGGUGUACUCCUGGUGGAAUCUGCUGAUGAUCCUGCUGCAGUUCUUCGCCAUCAUGGGUAAUCUGGCAGCCAAUACGGACGAUGUGAAUGAGUUGACGGCGAAUACGAUCACGACCCUGUUCUUUACCCAUUCGGUGACGAAGUUCAUCUACUUUGCUAUCAAUAGCGAAAGCUUCUACCGGACGCUGGGAAUCUGGAAUCAACCGAAUGCCCAUCCGCUGUUUGCUGAGUCCGAUGCUCGGUACCAUUCGAUUGCUCUGGCCAAAAUGAGAAAGCUACUGGUUAUGGUUAUGGUGACCACGCUACUGUCAGUAGUCGCUUGGGUAACCAUAACGUUCUUCGGGGAGAGUGUUAAAAAUGUCCUGGACAAGGAAACCAAUGAAACCUUCACGGAACCAAUUCCUCGGCUUCCGAUCAAGGCCUGGUAUCCCUGGAAUGCUAUGAGCGGUCCGGCCUAUGUUUUCUCAUUCAUCUAUCAGGUUUAUUUCCUGCUAUUCUCGAUGUGCCAGGCCAACCUGGCCGAUGUCCUGUUCUGCUCCUGGUUGCUUUUUGCCUGCGAGCAGCUGCAGCAUCUGAAGGGAAUCAUGCGGCCGUUGAUGGAACUUUCCGCCUCGCUUGACACCUACCGGCCAAACUCGGCAGCACUUUUCCGCGCCAUUUCCGCCGGCUCCAAGUCGGAACUGAUCAUCAAUGAAGAGAAAGAUCCGGAUACCAAGGAUUUCGAUCUCAGUGGAAUCUACAGUUCCAAAGCCGAUUGGGGAGCCCAGUUUAGAGCUCCUUCGACGUUGCAGACAUUCGGCGAAAAUGGCAUUAACGGAAAUCCCAACGGUCUGACUCGCAAACAGGAGAUGAUGGUUCGCAGCGCCAUCAAAUAUUGGGUCGAACGGCACAAGCACGUGGUUCGAUUGGUAACGGCUAUCGGGGACACCUAUGGAGCGGCCCUUCUGCUGCAUAUGUUAACGUCAACCAUCAAACUAACCCUAUUGGCUUAUCAGGCUACAAAGAUUGACGGACUCAACGUUUACGGACUCUCUGUGAUCGGUUAUUUGGUCUACGCUCUGGCCCAGGUGUUCCUAUUCUGCAUCUUCGGAAACCGACUGAUUGAAGAGAGCUCAUCGGUGAUGGAAGCGGCCUAUUCCUGCCACUGGUAUGACGGUUCCGAGGAAGCAAAAACCUUCGUCCAGAUUGUGUGCCAACAGUGCCAGAAGGCGAUGACCAUUUCCGGGGCAAAGUUUUUCACCGUCUCACUGGAUCUUUUUGCCUCAGUUUUGGGAGCCGUCGUUACCUACUUCAUGGUGUUGGUGCAGCUCAAGUAAACGACUCGACGCGUUUGGGGAGUGAAGAAAGUUUUUGCAUUAUUUUGAUAACAAUUUGAACAUACGGCAAUACAUGACACAGCACUGAUUUUGUAGCAACCAAUCAUAUAUUUAGACAGUAGACGCUCAAUUAUUGUAUCAGAUUCUUGUUGACAUUUUUAUUGAUACCAAAUAAAACUGAGAUGAAAGAGAA
Messenger RNA from Uranotaenia lowii, 2142 nucleotides. It is a transcript of the gene Orco, whose product is annotated as odorant receptor coreceptor. Gene Ontology annotation, biological process: detection of chemical stimulus involved in sensory perception of smell; sensory perception of smell. Gene Ontology annotation, cellular component: plasma membrane. Lineage: Eukaryota; Metazoa; Arthropoda; Insecta; Diptera; Culicidae. The record is from RefSeq and is a predicted model, not a curated record. The transcript has 10 exons. Bases 513 to 1949 code for a protein of 478 amino acids. Gene Ontology annotation, molecular function: olfactory receptor activity; odorant binding.